AUGUCAAUUGUCGAAGCUGAGAAAUUACGUGUGUUUCAAUCCUUACCGACAAUUGGCAAAAAUCUUGGCGCUGAAGAAUGUCAGAAGACUCUAGCCCCUAUGUUAAGCGAUCUUGUGCAAAAGGCCAUCGGUGCAGGUGACGACGAAGUUCUCAUGGUGAUUUCACAGAAACUCCCUGAUUUAGCAGAAGUUCUUGUGCCUGUGGGUGAAGGCGCAAGCUCUCUUAUUCCAAUAAUUUCAGAUAUCUUGGUCUUCGUGGAGGAGAUUGUCGUUGCCCAGACAGCCGCUGAUGCUUUCUGCGCCAUUUUGCCACAUUUGUCAGCCGAUCAGAUCGACAAAAAGGCACUUCCUCUCAUACGUAAACUGCAAGAGGAUGAUCUGUUUUGUGCGUCGAAGAAGGUCGUCAGCAAGAUGAUCAUCUCCUGUUACCCCCUGGUGCCGCCCAAAGUGCGCUCCGAACUCAAAUGGUUUUUAACCUCCGGUCUUCUGGGCAUGACGCUGGCACUGCGACCGGCCCGAGUGUCUACGAUUGGACAGAUCGGGACACCAUUUGCUCUCCCCGGAUCGCCUCCAAACCACACUGCAGCACACGAAGAUGCUGCCAACGCACGUCGUGUUGCAAGUGCGCCUGCUUCGCGGCGACAUCAGGCGCAGUACGUCGCAAGGACACCGCGCCUAAUCCACCUGCUGGCCAUCGUUUUAAUAAAUAAUGAGUCACGUGUCGUGGCCUGGCACUGCACACCAGCUUAG
Molecule: messenger RNA, 750 nt
Organism: Mesocestoides corti
Lineage: Eukaryota; Metazoa; Platyhelminthes; Cestoda; Cyclophyllidea; Mesocestoididae
Source: the annotation of a GenBank genome assembly